Capsella rubella is the source of this 1313-nucleotide messenger RNA. Its product is annotated as F-box protein At4g00893. Gene Ontology annotation, molecular function: protein binding. The coding region runs from base 1 to 1197 and encodes 398 amino acids. The record is from RefSeq and is a predicted model, not a curated record. The transcript is spliced from 3 exons. Lineage: Eukaryota; Viridiplantae; Streptophyta; Magnoliopsida; Brassicales; Brassicaceae.
AUGGCAAAUAUUUACUGGCUACGAUGUUGCCAGUGUCGUUGUCCCGUCAAAGUCCACCGCCGUCUCCGAAGAUGGCGUCACCUUCUUCACCGUCUCCGAAGAUGGCGUCACCUUCUUCGGAGAAGAGUAGCCACGGAUCUUGUGAUCUCCGAUCAGCCUGUCUCCGAUCCAAGUUUCGCUGAGCUGCCAACAGACGUCCUUGGUAUCAUAAUGUCUUCUCUUUUCUUAAAAGACAACAUCCGUGCAUCCGCGGUUUGCAAAUCAUGGUGUGGAGCCGCGGUAUCGGUCCGGGUAGUGGAAAAGUACCCAUUGCUUAUGUACUUUCCUAAACAUGGCAACUUGUUUGAACUCCGUGAUCCAUUACAGCGGACGAUGUACACUUUGGAUCUGCCAGAGUUAGCUAGAUCCACUGUGUGUUACGCCAAAGAUGGCUGGCUACUUAUGGGUAAACAAGGAUUGAAAGACAUGUUCUUCUUCAAUCCGUUUACUCGGGAGCUGGUUACUUUGCCGCAGUUUCGUUGGCCUUAUGAUGCCGUAGCCUUCUCUUGUCCUCCAACGUCAACUAAUUGUGUGGUGCUAGCGCUAAGCUUUUCACAUGAGCAUGUCAGUGUCAGCACUUGCCAUCCUGGUGCAACUGAGUGGACUAGUGAAUCCUUCCCUAGUUUUCUAAGACGGUUUCAUAACCAGAGCAACCUUGUGUAUCGGGAAGAUCGAUUCUAUACCUUCAACGCAAACGGAACUUUGUUUAGCUUUCAUCCAUCUUCCCGAACAUGGAAUCAUAGAUGUGCAGAUACACUGGUAUGCCCUUAUAUCUAUGAUAGAGAGAAAUAUGGUUGGAAUGAAAAAUCAGUUGCCUUGAUAGAGAAGAAAGGAGAUCUUUUUGUCAUGUUUACAAGCGGCAGCGAGAAGCCAUUGGUGUACAAAUUGAUAUCUAAGAAGUGGGAGGAGAUAAGUAGGACUCGACUUGAUGGCAUGACAAUCUUUGUCAGUUAUUACAACGCUGAGCUGAGAACUAACCUCCGUCAUGCAUGGAUGAGGAACAAUGUCUAUUUUUCAAGGUAUGAUUACAAUCACCAACGUUGUGUAACCUACUCGUAUGAUGAGAGCAGGUACAGUUCGAGCAAUGAAUGGCAGAGGUGGAGAGAGCUAUGUCCUCGUCAUACCCUAUGGAUCGAUCAGCCUCCAGAGGAUGUGUGAUCUUUUCUGAAACUUUCUGCAUAGCAAUUGAGAAGGUUUUUUUUUUUUUUUAUGGUGUUAGUGUGUAACUUGUCAUUUGGGAGUUCACACUGUUGUAAUAAAGAACCGUUUCGGCU